CGUUUGAUGACUCUGUGAACCGCCGGCUUUCCACAUUUCUCUCCCCACGUUCGCUUUUCCCAUGUGGAAAUCUAUGUAAACGCAGUCUUGCAGAGGGGUCUCGUUCCUAAAAGUUGAACUGUUUUAAUUCGAAAACGCUACGGUUAUUUGCGAAAAACGCUUAAGGUGGCGAGACGCGAUGCAACAAUGUCAGUACGAUGCAUUUUUACAGCGACAAACAAUUAAAUGAAAGUACACAGACGGAACACAAAACGAUAACGUCCUCUUAAGGCAGCUGCAUGUAUGUUUAGCGUUGUCUUCUCCGGCUUCGCGCCGAAUUCCAUCUCUCCGCGCGCGCGCUCUCUCGCUCUCUGGAACGAGCGAACAAGCUAGCGAGCGCGCGCGCGCGGGGGUGUCCCUCCUCCGCAGUUUGGAGUUUGUGAUGUGUCUCAGACUCCGCGAGCGCCGCGCGAGAGCGAGACCUGCGGAGAGAACGCGCCGGAUCCUGAAGCGACCGUUACCCUCCAACAGGCGACCUGUCUUUCUCCUUCCUGAUUCCCCCGUAUUCCCUCACAGUGUUUCUCAAAUUAUAGCGCUUUCCUUCAGCGCCGCCACACUUUUUGGUUAAUCACAGGUGUAUUUGUGAUCCUUUGACGUACUUUUCUCAUUCAUUGGGAAUUAACUGACAUCUGAGGAUCGUGUGGAUGCGCGGCUUUGGAGAGAAGCGGAGAUGGAAUUGCUGAUAAUAUGCCUUUCUUUUGGGAUAUUGCAAUGCAGUUCAGUGGGAGCCGACUCCAUCAUUCACAUCGGUGCCAUUUUUGAGGAGAACGCAGCACGGGAUGAUGAGGUGUUUCAGUUGGCGAUCUCUGACCUCAGCCUCAACGAUGACAUUUUGCAGAGCGAGAAAAUCACCCACUCCAUAAAAUAUAUUGAACCCAACAACCCCUUUCAGGCAGUCCAGGAAGCAUGUGAACUGAUGACACAAGGGAUCCUGGCUUUGGUCACGUCUACAGGCUGUGCCUCGGCCAGUGCUCUACAGUCCCUGACAGAUGCCAUGCAUAUACCACACCUUUAUGUCCAGCGAAACGCUGAGGGAUCACCCCGUACUGCAUGCCAACUCAAUCCAAGUCCUGAUGGAGAGCGAUACACCCUCGCAGCACGACCGCCUGUCCGUCUAAGUGAUGUCAUGUUGACGCUAGUUGGUGAGCUGCGCUGGCAGAAGUUCAUCGUCUUCUAUGACAGUGACUAUGAUAUCCGUGGACUGCAGGUCUUUCUGGACCAGACAUCAAGACAAGGUUUGGAUGUGUCUCUGCAGCGAGUGGAUAGGAAUAUCAGCGGCGUGUUUUCCAGUUUGUUCACCUCCAUGCGCACAGAGGAACUCAACCGCUACAGGGAUACUCUCAGAAGAGCUAUUCUGCUCUUGAGCCCGCGUGGAGCCCAGGUCUUCAUCCAUCAGGCUGUGGAGACUAACCUGGCCUCCAAAGACAGUCACUGGGUGUUUGUGAAUGAGGAGAUCAGUGACGCUGAGAUUAUGGAGUUGGCCCACAGUUCCUUGGGAAGGAUGACCGUCGUCAGGCAGAUUUUCCCUCUCUGGAGAGACAGCAGUGUGAGCUGUAUGAGGAACAACCACCGCAUCUCCUCACUGCUCUGCGACCCUCAGGAGGGAUACCUGCAGUCGCUGGAGGUGUCCAAUCUGUAUCUUUAUGACAGCGUGUUGAUGUUGGCCAACGCAUUCUAUCGGAAAUUAGAAGACCGGAAGUGGCACAGCAUGGCCAGCCUCAACUGCAUCAGAAAGUCAACCAAGCCCUGGAAUGGAGGCUGGUCUAUGCUGGAGACGAUCCAAAAGGGUCGUAUAACUGGUCUCACAGGAAUUAUGGACUUCAUGGACAAUGGAUCAAAUUCCCACGUUCAGUUUGAGAUUUUGGGAACCAGCUUCAGCGAGACAUUUGGAAAAGACAUAAAGCGAUUGGCUACAUGGGAUUCUGUCCAUGGCCUCAAUGGAAGUCUCAAGGAAAGUCGUAUUGAGAAUGGCAUGCAGGGGGUUACUGUGAAAGUAGUGACGUUGUUGGAGGAUCCAUUUGUGAUGGUGGCAGAGAACAUCCUCGGACAGCCCAAAAGAUAUAAAGGGUUCUCAAUUGAUGUCCUGGAUGCCUUGGCCAAGAUCCUAGGAUUCAAGUACGAUAUCUACCAGGUGUCAGACAGCAAAUAUGGUUCUCAGCUGAGCAAUGGCUCGUGGAAUGGAAUGAUUGGCGAACUCAUAAACAAGAGAGCUGAUUUGGCAGUUUCUGCCAUAACUAUAACACCAGAACGAGAGAACGUAGUGGACUUCAGCAAACGCUACAUGGACUACUCUGUAGGGAUCCUACAUCGCAAACCAGAGGAAAAGAUCAACAUUUUUUCCCUCUUUGCCCCUUUUGACUUGGCUGUGUGGGCCUGUAUAGCAGCUGCCAUUCCUGUGGUGGGCGUUCUGAUCUUCCUGCUGACACGGAUGCAGAUGCUCCGCUCCCAGAAUCCUCCAGGAGCCCAUCACGCUUCAUCCAUGUCUAACUCAUUGCAUAGUGCUAUAUGGAUUGUCUAUGGAGCCUUUGUACAACAAGGUGGAGAUUCUGUGGUGGGGUCUGUGGCAUUGAGGAUAGUUAUGGGCAGUUGGUGGUUGUUCACAUUGAUUGUUUCGUCUUACACUGCUAACCUGGCUGCGUUCCUAACUGUGUCCCGCAUGGACAACACUAUAAGAACGUUUCAGGAUCUAGCCAGGCAGAUGGACUUUACCUACGGCACUGUUAGGGAUUCGGCAGUGUACGAAUACUUCAGAGCCAAAGGCACAAAUCCAUUGGAGCAGGACAGCACGUAUGCAGAGCUGUGGAGGACCAUCAGCAAAAACAAUGGACAGGACUUCUCCGUUUCUAGCCCUUCUGAAGGCAUACGCAAGGCCAAAAAAGGACCUUACGCAUUUUUGUGGGACAUGGCCGUGGUGGAGUAUGCAGCAUUGACAGAUGACGAUUGCACCAUCACUGUAUCCGGCAACAGCAUGAGCAGCAAAGGCUACGGCAUCGCCAUGCAGCAUGGGAGUCCUUACCGAGACCUCAUCUCCCAAAAGAUUCUGGAGCUGCAGGAGAAAGGAGACCUGGAUGUAUUGAAACAGAAGUGGUGGCCUCGGACUGGCCGCUGCGACCUCAACAGCCACAGUAACGCCCAACCGGACGGUCGCUCGCUCAAGCUGCAUAGCUUCGCCGGCGUCUUCUGCAUCCUAGCAGCGGGGCUCCUGUUGGCCUGUCUGGUGGCCGCCCUGGAAAUGUGGUGGAACAGCAAUCGCUGCCGGCAAGAGCAGCCCAAAGAGGACAAGGAGGUGAACCUGGAACAGGUGCAUCGGCGUAUGAACAGUCUUAUGGACGAGGACAUGGCACACAAGCAGAUCCCCGCACCAUCUAUCGAGAUCUCUGCCCUGGACAUCGGCAGCAUGCCGCCCAGCCAGCAGCGGGAGGCUGUGCGAGACUACCCGGGCACGGGCCUGUCUGUGAGCACCUUCCUCCCGGAUCAAGCUCAUGGGGUGGGCCGGACGCUGGCCCAGGGUCCUGGCAGCACCCUACCCCUUCCUCUCAGCAGCUCCACCAUUCCAUCCAUCCAAUGCAAACACAGGGCUCCCAACGGGGGCCUGUUCCGACAGAGUCCCGCCAAGACGCCCAUGCCAAUGUCCUACCAGCCAGUACCAGGAGGACCCAUCCCAGAAGCUAUUGAGCAUAGUACGUCCAUAUAAGGCCAUCGUCACCAUAGGCUGCCUCAUACUUGCUUUUCAAAGGAAGAAAGCCGAGGUGCAGUUGGAGCUUGGGAAACUGUGGCGGUGUACAAAGAGUAAAAAAGAAAAAAAAAAAGUACGUAGAGAUUUUUAUUAUGAAAAAAAUGAAAACAUGAGAAAUCAUUUUUUCUUGUACAUAUUUGUAAAUGCUGAAAGAGCAAAGUAAGUAAAAGUGUAUUUUGAAUAUUCUCAAUUUUUGAAGUUGAGUUACAAAAACAAAUGAACAACAAAAAAAGGACAUAUAAACAUAAUUCAAAACGACUGUUUGAAUGGCUUUGUGAAUUUUGUUCUCUAUGGGUAAACACUCAAAUUCAUUGUGAUUGUUUUCUAAGUGCCGAAAUAAAAGAUGUCUCUCCACGUUUUGUUACUAGAUGAUCAUACACGGCUGUAGGAACCCAAAAGCUGAGCGCUGAUAAUUAUGCACCCCUUUUAGUCAUAAAACAUAUUCAACCUGCAAACAGUGAGGCCAUUUUAAUUUUGCUUCAAUUUCUGGUUUUGGUUGUUGAUUACUAAUGAAGAUUUACGUCUUUGCAUCGAGUUGAUGUUGUUGGUGGGUUUACUGAUCAAACAAAGGCUAACCAUUCAAAAUGUAAAAUAGUAUAGCAGUGACUUGUGCGGAAAUGUCAUCACGGACAAACUAAAUCUUUGCAAUUAUAGCAACAGCACUGAAGAAAGCUUGGGUUUUAAGUUGAUUUCAGAUAAUUAAAGUUUGAGACCAUCAAUCCGUGAGCACAACCAGCCCAGAGAGAACAAUUAUAUUCCUAAAAUAUAACAGAACAGAAUCACAUCAAGGACAUUUAAAACUAGUUCAUGUUGUUGUUUGUGAAAGAGCUGUAUUAUCAUUGCUUUUCUGACAUUCUGGGAAAAAAAAAUCACAGACUAUAUAGACAAAAAAAAAAACUUGUAUAUGAAAUGAUUUUCAUAAUUUACUUGUUUGUGAUAUCUUUUUUUAAAGAGUUGCAAGGGGAAUAUGUGAUUGGUGUAAAUCAGGAGUCUCCAACCCUGCUCAUGGGGAGCUACCUUUCUCCAGACUUCAGUUCCAACCCUGCUCCAACACACCUGCCUGUAAUUUUUAAGUAACACUGAACACCUUAAUUAGCUGGUUCAGAUGUGUUUGAUUGGGGUUGGAGCUGAACUCGGUAGCACGGUAGCUCUCCAGGAGCAGGAUUGGAGACCCCUGGUAUAAAUGAAGCCAUGUUAGUAUGCCCACAACUUGACAAACAUCUCUUGCAGGCAAUUCUAAAUACUCCAGACACACAAAUGAAUUAUUUUUUACUGUACAAUUAAACUUUUACAUUUCUUUUUACAUGCUCUUUUUUUAAUCGUUUUUGGGAGGUUCGGACCAAUUAUGAAUCUCAGUCGUGUUAUGUUUGUGAUCUAAACCAGAACAACCUUAUACAUUUACAUCUACCUGUGCGUAUUUUCCUGUUGUCAUCCUACAGAGCCUCUGAAAUUUGAUGUUGUUUAAAUAACAAAGAAAAGGACAUUUGUCAGCUUGGAGCACAUAGACCAGUUUCCGAGAAGAUUUCACCCUGCACAUGCUUGUCAGUCAAAACUCAAGGUUGUAUCGUGUAUAUUUUGUACAAGUCCAAGUAGUUACUAAUGUGAACCAAAGUGAUAUAUUACACUGUGUAACACAACCUGUGGCUUUGAGAUGCCGACAGUGGUGGUAAGGAUGUGUAAUUUGUAGGGUUAAGUGUCUUCACUGCCUUACACUUGUGCCCCUUUGAUUUCAGAGAAAAACAUUCAAUAUUCCAUGAAAUAUAACAGUAUCAUAGCAUAGUCUGUAACAUUACAUCUAAGGGAGACUCUUAUUUUAUUUAUGAAUAUGCUGCUUGGAGUUUCUUAAUCUUUAAUAAAGAAAUAUGGUUUACAUUG
This is a messenger RNA of Megalobrama amblycephala (Wuchang bream), 5650 nucleotides long. RefSeq names its product glutamate receptor, ionotropic, delta 1b (gene grid1b). The record is from RefSeq and is a predicted model, not a curated record. Lineage: Eukaryota; Metazoa; Chordata; Actinopteri; Cypriniformes; Xenocyprididae. Gene Ontology annotation, molecular function: glutamate-gated receptor activity; transmitter-gated monoatomic ion channel activity involved in regulation of postsynaptic membrane potential. Gene Ontology annotation, biological process: modulation of chemical synaptic transmission; synaptic transmission, glutamatergic; monoatomic ion transport. Gene Ontology annotation, cellular component: postsynaptic membrane; plasma membrane.